AUAUCCUUUCGCUGAUAUAGAUAAAGAUAUGACUGAUGGCUAUCUAGAUAAUCUUGGUACUUGAUUAGAGCUACUUACGUGGUCAGGUAGGUGUUAACCAAUAAAAGGCCAAAACUACAGUAAGGGUCGGUAAAACGUAUCUUGUGGAGGAAAAUCAAUUGAUGCUGUCAGCAAUAAUGGUUCUUAUUUUACAACAUAGAUAAUUAAUUCAUCAUAAACUAUUUCAUGACAAUGUUUUUUGAUGCUGUGGAUGGAUGCUGUGUCAUUUUAGGUUUUCCAUCUAUACAAGUUUUUUAGAUCCAAAUAAAAAAAAAGACAAAUUAAACGUACAGGCGUAUUUGCGAAAACUGCACCAAAUCAAGUUUCCAAAUUAUGAACGUUAUUUUAAUUUGACAUGAAAACUUUUCAGAUGACUGUACCGGCAACAGUUGAACAAGUAAAAAAUAUAAUUUGGCAUAAAUUUGAGUCCUACUACCACAUCUUGAAUGAAGAGUGUUGCAAUUGUGGAAACGGGACAGUGCGUUACACAUAGUAGAGUGGUGUCUCUCUUCCCCAACUUCCUCAGUUUUACUUUACCCAAGAAGUAUACACAGAAUAAGAAGAUGGCCGGUGUUGAAACAGUAUUCAAGUCGCGCGGCGCGUGCGCAUCCUCUAGUCAUACCUUAAACAUGUGUUUUGUUGUUGUUGUAUUGUUAGGUAUUCCAAGUGUUAUGUCCCAGUCACUGUCCUUCACCGAAAAUGAUAUCAAAGUUCUCCAAGAAGAGGUUUAUCAAAUAAAGCUGUUACAAACUGGCGCUUACAACACGAGCCUGAAGGUAGCAGCGACGAUCCAGCACCCGGACAUCGUCCAGCUAGAUCCGCAGACCCUGGACAUUCCUGCCGGCGGCGGGGACACGUCUUACGAUAUCUCCGCGCACGGGAUCUCCCCUGGACACUCCGAAAUAUACUUCACCGUCACCCCUGAUGGCUAUGUUCAAAAAGACGCGUUAUUCCUUCGUAUAACGGUGAUGAUCUCGAAAGCGCUCAACUACGUCUCCUACAUAGUGGGAUGGGUUUACUUCGCAGCCUGGUCCGUCUCCUUCUACCCUCAGAUCUACACCAACUACAGUAGAAAGAGCGUCGUCGGACUCAACUUUGACUUCUUGGCUCUCAAUAUCAUGGGAUUCACGAUGUACUCCUUGUUCAACUGCGGGCUCUACUUCUCGAAAGCUAUUCAGAUCAAUUACUUCAAUCGUUUUCCCCGCGGCUUGAACCCGGUUCAACUGAACGACGUGUUUUUCUCCACGCACGCCGCCUUCGCGACCAUCAUCACCAUCACUCAGUGCUGCAUUUAUGAGCGUGAAGGACAACGUGUUUCGACAGUAGCGCGCUCCAUCCUGGCCACCAUGUUCCUCGUCGUCAUCAUCACAGGCAUACUGAGUGUCGCACACGUUAUCGAGUGGCUCGACUUCCUCUACUACUGCAGCUACAUCAAACUGUUCAUCACCUUCAUCAAAUAUCUACCUCAGGCCAUCAUGAACUACAGGCGGAAGUCCACAGUUGGCUGGAGCAUCGGCAACAUCAUCCUGGACUUCACCGGCGGCUUCCUGUCCAUCUUCCAGAUGGUCGUCAACGCCUACAACUACAACGACUGGGUGUCCUUCUUCGGGGACUUCACCAAGUUCGGCCUAGGCCUGUUCAGUCUGGCCUUCGAUAUCUUCUUCAUGCUACAACACUAUGUCUUCUACCGGGACGCUCGCUACAUCCGUCUGCCUGGAGCCUCAUCAGCGGAGGAUCAAACUCCUAAUGAAGAAACUGGACAGCCUUCGGAGGAGCCUUAUCAAGGGGCACCGGCAUAGCCACUUCAAAACGAUACAAGGACAUACUGACAUCUCUUUCAGUCUCAAUAUAUUUGAGGUGAGCGAUAGAACUACACAGAUACGACUCCGUACAGUUGAGAAAGCAAAAAUGGAGAAUGAUUGAUGGGAAUGUCUUAUGAUGACAUCUGAUAGAUUGAGGCAUUACGGAUCCUCACAGCUGAUCGGUGUUGGAACAGCGGAACGAUUACCAGUGCUACAAUGGUGACUCAAGAUCCAAUGAAAGUAGGAACAAAAAAUGACCUUGAAAGAAUGGCUCUGGCCGUCCUAGUGAAUCAGGAAUUGUAAAAUUAUGAAGUUAAGGAAACGAAAGUACAGAAAAGUUACAUUAUUUUAAAGAACAGCAUUUAUUCAUAGAUUACCACGAAAAAAGCUUAUCAGUAUUCCCGGAAAAGCAUUUUAUACAAGGAUUCCCUUUAUUAUAAUCAAGAAGCGAUGCUUAACGAAGAAUAGUGGCUUUAUAGCAUUUAUCUGUGAGUGAUAUAGCUGUUAUAAAAGACUAAGAGUGUGAUAAACAAUUGCAACAUACACGAGCGAAUUGUGAAGUGAUAAGACAAUAAAAAUGUAUAUAAAUGUAAUAAAACGUGCAAAUAACGUGAAGGACAAUAAUUUAAUUGUUUAUUUGUUUUUUUAUAUUUAAGUUGAUAGUGUAAGCUGGUGUCUUGGGUUUAUUUAGUAGGGCAAAAAUAUUUGUAUAUUCCUUUGUUUAGUUCAUUACUUAAAAAGUCCUAAAAAGUCUUUUUGAUUUGAAACUCAGUUUAAAUAUAAAACUAAUGUAAAACAACAAUAAAAAUAAUAAUAAUAGGCUUCUAAUUGCAAGCGAGACGUCCGAUAGCAAAUAUUAUUGACCAAGUCCACAGUUUGUAAUAGCCCUAGCAUAAUAAUUAGACAAUUUGUAAGGAACAGAGUUAUACCAUUUUAUUACAACCGUGGAAGCGUGACAGCGCUCUACACAUUAUAAAGCGACAUUUCUUUCACAUUGCAGUAAUGUACUUUUAAGAAUUGAUGGAAAGACUUGUGGAAGUGAGUUUCGGAAGAUACGUUAAAUUGUGGCUCCCGUCUGUUAUUCCUACAUCUUUGUGGAUACCGUGUCAGGUAGUCAGAAGCUAGGUAACC
Molecule: messenger RNA, 2972 nt
Organism: Trichoplusia ni (cabbage looper)
Lineage: Eukaryota; Metazoa; Arthropoda; Insecta; Lepidoptera; Noctuidae
Gene: Ctns
Product: cystinosin homolog
Exons: 9
Coding region: 486-1838 (450 amino acids)
Biological process (GO): L-cystine transport
Cellular component (GO): lysosomal membrane
Molecular function (GO): L-cystine transmembrane transporter activity
Source: RefSeq, a predicted model, not a curated record